Messenger RNA from Engraulis encrasicolus (European anchovy), 2396 nucleotides. Its product is annotated as carbonic anhydrase-related protein 10-like. Lineage: Eukaryota; Metazoa; Chordata; Actinopteri; Clupeiformes; Engraulidae. The record is from RefSeq and is a predicted model, not a curated record. Gene Ontology annotation, molecular function: carbonate dehydratase activity; zinc ion binding. The transcript is spliced from 9 exons. Bases 368 to 1369 code for a protein of 333 amino acids.
CAGGCAGUCUGUCCACUUGUGCUACCGAGCAGAGGAUGUCAUCCGCGAUUUAGACGGAAGAUUAUCAGUUUGGAUUAAUACGGACUUUUGAGCGUCAAACGCGUUUCAUGGAGAAUACAACACCAGUUAAAGACAUUUCAUGCCUGUCGCCGUGUGAGAUUUGCGUGUUGUUUUACACGUUUUUACAGUCCAGGGUGUACCCGUAGAGCGCCUCUGGAAUCGUGCAAUUUCUCUCCACUUCCCACUCGGGAUAUGCAUGACCCGCUUUGCCUGCGGUUGGAAUAAUGCCCUGUGAUCGCCGUACUGCUCGGGAGUUUACAGCAACAUCAUCUUGACUGCAGUCUGAGGAACAUGGAAUAAUAGAAGAAUGCAUAAAGUCUGGGAAAUAUUUACAAUUCUUCAUGCAAAUUUGAUCAUCUUCUCUGCAGCCCAGCCAGGCUCGCCAAAGCUCCAUGAUGGUUGGUGGGCCUACAAAGACGCUGUUCAAGGCAGCUUUGUUCCAGUGCCAUCCUUUUGGGGUCUGGUGAACUCUGCAUGGAACCUGUGUGCCAUAGGGAAGAGGCAGUCUCCCAUCAACAUCGAGACCAGUCACAUGAUGUUCGAUCCCUUCCUAACACCCCUUCGCCUUAACACCGGCGGGCGAAAGGUACGGGAAGAAGAGAUCGGUGGAACCAUGUACAACACGGGUCGACACGUGUCCUUCCGGCCCGAUAAGUCCCACCUGGUCAACAUCUCUGGCGGGCCGCUGAGCUACAGCUACCGCCUGGAGGAGAUCCGCCUGCACUUCGGCAGCGAGGACAACCAGGGCUCCGAGCACCUGCUCAACGGCCAGGCCUUCCCAGGAGAGGUGCAGCUCAUUCAUUACAACCACGAUUUGUAUUUAAACUACAGCGAGGCUGCCAAGAGCCCAAAUGGAAUAGCAGUCGUGUCCAUGUUCCUGAAGAUAGCUGAUGCUUCAAAUUCAUUCCUAAACCGCAUGCUCGUCAGAGAGACCAUUACGCGAAUAACCUACAAGCACGAUGCGUUCCUCCUGAUGGGUCUGAACCUGAAGGAGCUGUACCCGGAGACAUCUCGCUUCAUCACCUACGAAGGCUCCUUGACCAUCCCCCCGUGCCUUGAGACCGCCACCUGGAUAAUCAUGAACAAGCCGGUGUACAUUACGCGGCUGCAGAUGCAGUCUCUGCGGCUGCUCAGUCAGAACCAGCCGUCUGACAUUUUCCUGAGCAUGAGUGAUAACAUGCGUCCGGCGCAGGCACUCAACCAGCGCUGCAUCCGCACCAACAUCAACUUCACCCAGCGCGGACGCGACUGCCCCAACAACCGCCUGCAGAGGCCACAGUACAGAGUGAAUGAAUGGCUUUUGAAAUAGCUGCACAAACAGCUGAGGACACCAAGUCCACAACCCCCGGACUCCUCUGGGAUGGAGCUGUUGGAGAACAUGCAGCACAGCACAGCAGCUGAUGAAGCCCGCCUGACGAUGCCCAUGCAGCCCUGUGUCCGGAAACAACUCAUCCAGCAGCAGCAGCUCUCUAUCUCUCUCUCACACACACACACACAACACACACAAACUCACACACACGCCAGGAUCCACUUCACGACUUACUUACUUACACUUACGACUUCAAAGAGACUCAUUUUUCUAUUGUAUUUAUGUGUUUAUAUUAUGAUGAGAAUAUGUGUGUACAAAAUCAACUAUGAAAAGAUGACGACGACGACGACUACAAAUGGCGUCGACGAUGAUGAAAGAAGAAGAAAAAAAAACUUUUAAGAAAUGUUUUACAUGUUUUCAGAAAUUAUGUGGCUCUAAAAAAUAUAUAUACGGUAUGUCACUGUCCACAGAGAAUUUGUGUAUGUCAUGGAAUCUCAAUGCCUGGUUAAACUUGGAGAAACUCAAGAUGGAUGUGGGAACUUGCAGCUUGAAGCAGUUGGAUGAUUUUUUUUUGUGGGGGAGGGGGAUUUGAGAAACCAUCUUGGGUCUUUGCCUUCUAUAGAGCACAAUCUUGUUUAACCUAGAUGUUUCUUUUUUCAGUAAGCUUAAAGUUAAAUGUCAAAGUGUGUUGUACAUAUUUACAUUGUCACUGUUAAGUUUUUUGAGAUAUUCAAUACAAUUACAGCUGAAACUCCACUUAAAGCUGAACAGGACCACAGCCUCAUUUUGUAACAUGUGUCAUUGCACGUUAUGUCUGUAAUAUGACGGCCAGCAGAGGGCAGUAUGAGACCACGCUCUUCCUCAUCCACCUGUGUGCCACAAUGCUGCGCCUUCAGAGCCAAGUAUGACUCCCAAGGCCUCAAUUUAUUCAGGCAAUUUUGCAACAGCAGAGUUCUGAUUAGAUUCUGGCCAAGGUGUGAUUGCCAAUAGGAAGCAAAUGUAGUGUUUCUCAGUCUGGUUUGCGAUU